GAGUGAUGCUCAGAGCAGGAAGCAGAGGGAGAAAAGAAGAGGCUUGUGAAGGAGCUUCACGGUCUUUUUCAGUCAUAAUGGAUUAAGGGUAAAUGCUUUGUCAGCUUUCUUUUUUUUUGUGGCUAGGGAUUGCAGCCUCUUGAGCAGGAGCAGCAUUCCAUCUCUAUUAUUUGUUGGUGCAGGUCCCUUCUUCUGAUAUGGUUUGCAGAGUUUCUCAUACAUCAGCACCUUCAUGCGUGAGAAGCUGAUUGGGAAUUCAUUGCAGGAUGAUAAGAUGGAACAGCCACUUGUACCCCCACCAGGACCUGACAGCCUUCGCUUGUUCACUAGAGAAUCUCUUGAAGCUAUCGAGAGACGUAUUGCAGAAGAAAAAGCUAAGAAACCACCAAAGGAUCGUAGAGAUGAUGAUGACGAAAAUGGCCCCAAGCCGAAUUCGAACUUGGAAGCAGGCAAAUCCUUGCCUUUUAUAUAUGGAGACAUACCUCCAGGAAUGGUCUCGGAACCAAUGGAGGACCUUGACCCAUAUUACAGUAACAAAAAGACCUUUAUAGUAUUGAAUAGAGGGAAGGCAAUCUUCCGCUUCAGUGCCACGUCUGCCUUGUACAUUUUAACUCCCUUCAACCCCCUCAGAAGAUACUCAAUAAAGAUUUUGGUACAUUCAUUAUUCAGCAUGCUCAUAAUGUGCACUAUUUUGACCAACUGCGUGUUCAUGACCAUGAGUAAUCCCCCGGAGUGGACCAAGAAUGUAGAAUACACCUUCACUGGGAUUUACACCUUUGAAUCUCUAAUAAAAAUUCUGGCGAGAGGUUUUUGCUUAGAAGGUUUCACUUUUCUGAGGGACCCAUGGAACUGGCUCGACUUCAGCGUCAUUGUCAUGGCAUAUGUGACAGAGUUUGUGGACCUGGGCAAUGUCUCAGCACUGAGAACAUUCAGAGUUCUCCGAGCAUUGAAAACAAUAUCAGUCAUUCCAGGUCUAAAGACCAUUGUGGGAGCCCUGAUUCAGUCUGUAAAGAAGCUUUCGGAUGUGAUGAUCCUCACAGUGUUUUGUCUGAGUGUGUUUGCACUAAUAGGACUUCAGCUAUUCAUGGGACACCUAAGGAAUAAAUGUGUACGAUGGCCCCCAGACUAUGAAGCGAAUAUUACCUCUUACUUUAAUGAAACCGCUGGCCCAAAUGGUUCUUAUAUAAACGUAACUCUAAAUCCAUUUGACAAAGCUGAAUACAUCCUAAAUGAAAAAAAUUUUUACAUUGUGCCUGGGUUUAGGGACGCCCUCCUUUGUGGCAACAGUUCAGAUGCAGGCCAAUGUCCAAAGGGGUUUGUAUGUUUGAAGACUGGAAGGAACCCAAACUAUGGCUACACAAGCUUUGAUACCUUCAGCUGGGCCUUUCUGUCUCUGUUUCGACUGAUGACCCAGGACUACUGGGAGAAUCUUUAUCAACUGACCCUACGAGCUGCUGGGAAAACCUACAUGAUCUUCUUCGUAUUGGUGAUCUUCUUGGGCUCCUUCUAUUUGGUGAACUUGAUCCUGGCUGUGGUUGCCAUGGCCUAUGAAGAGCAGAACCAGGCAACUCUAGAAGAAGCUGAGCAGAAGGAAGCUGAAUUUCAGCAAAUGAUGGAGCAGCUGAGAAAACAUCAAGAAGACAUACAGGCAGCGGCUUUCGCAGCUCAAGAAGCAGCCCUUGGCUCCAGAGAGUUUAGUGGUGGAACUGGUUAUGGUGGACUCUCAGAGAGUUCAUCUGCAGCUUCAAAGUUAAGUUCAAAAAGUACCAAGUUAAGCUCAAAAAGUGCCAAGGAAAGGAGAAACAGAAGAAAGAAACGUCAUCAAAGAGAGAAAGGGGAUGGAGAUGAAAAGGGCGAUGACGAAAAGUUUCACAAGUCCACAUCAGAAAGCAACCUGAAAAAGUUCCUCUAUGAUGGAAUUAGAUUAACAAAGACCUCAUCACCCCAUGAGUCUCUGCUGGAUGUCCGCAAUGAUGUCACACCAAGGCGCAACAGCAGGACCAGCAUACUCAGUAUGUUCCUAGGCCGUGGGAAGGAUGUGACAUCAGAAAAUGACUUUGCCGAUGACGAACAUAGCACAUUUGAGGACAAUGAGAGUAGACGAGGAUCCUUGUUUGUGCCUCACAGACAAAGACGGGGAAGUAACCUAAGUCAAGCCAGCAAGGUGUCAAAAACCCUGCCAGUGCUUCCAGUGAAUGGCAAGAUGCACAGCACCGUGGACUGCAAUGGAGUGGUCUCUCUGUUCGGUGGCCCUUCUGCUCCAACAUCGCCUGCUGGACUACUACUGCCAGAGGUGAUAAUAGAUAAACCAGCUUCUGAUGACAAUGGUACGAACACAGAAAAUGAUUUAAGGAAAAGAAGAUUAAGUUCAUAUCAUGUUUCCAUGGACUUAUUGGAAGAUCCUAUAUUGAGACAACGAGCUCUGAGUAUAGCCAGCAAUCUCACCAACACAAUGGAAGAGUUGGAAGAAUCUAGGCAAAAAUGUCCACCAUGUUGGAACAAAUUUUCGAACACAUACUUAAUAUGGGAGUGCUGUGACGCAUGGCUGAAAAUCAAGCAUGUACUCAAUGUAAUAGUCAUGGACCCAUUUGUGGAUCUUGCAAUUACCAUCUGCAUUGUUUUAAAUACAUUAUUUAUGGCCAUGGAGCAUUAUCCUAUAACUGAUGAAUUCAAUGACGUUCUGUAUGUUGGAAAUCUGGUCUUCACAGGUAUUUUUACGGCAGAGAUGGUAUUUAAGCUGAUUGCACUUGAUCCAUAUUAUUAUUUCCAAGUCGGAUGGAACAUAUUUGAUAGUAUUAUUGUCUCUCUCAGUUUGAUGGAACUGGGCCUUUCGAAUGUGGAAGGGUUGUCCGUUCUUAGAUCAUUCAGAUUGCUCCGUGUCUUCAAGUUGGCAAAAUCAUGGCCUACCCUGAACAUGCUGAUCAAGAUCAUCGGUAACUCGGUGGGAGCUUUGGGAAACCUGACCUUGGUGUUGGCCAUCAUCGUCUUUAUCUUUGCCGUGGUCGGCAUGCAGCUGUUUGGUAAAAGCUACAAGGAAUGUGUCUGUAAGAUUGCACCUGAUUGUACUCUUCCUCGCUGGCACAUGAACGACUUCUUCCACUCCUUCCUCAUUGUCUUCCGAGUGCUGUGUGGAGAAUGGAUCGAGACCAUGUGGGACUGUAUGGAGGUGGCAGGACAAUCUAUGUGUUUAACAGUGUUCAUGAUGGUGAUGGUCAUUGGAAAUUUAGUGGUGUUAAACCUGUUCUUAGCUUUGCUGCUCAGCUCAUUUAGCUCCGACAAUCUUGCCGCUACAGACGAUGAUAAUGAAAUGAAUAAUCUGCAAAUUGCCAUGGUCAGAAUACACCUCGGGAUUGCCUAUGUGAAGAAGACUGUACGGGAGUUUAUCCAGAAUGCAUUUGUCAAAAAGAAAAAGGAGUUGGAGGAAAACAAACCUCUAGAAGACAUGCAAAACCAAAAAGAUAGCUGCAUAUCCAACCAUACCACUGUAGAAAUAAGCAAAGAUUUUGAGUACCUGAAGGAUGGGAAUGGGACUACAGCCACUAGUGGAAUCGGUAGUAGUGUUGAGAAGUACAUAAUUGAUGAAAGUGAUUACAUGUCCUUUAUACAUAACCCAAGUCUCACUGUCACUGUCCCCAUCGCUGUUGGAGAAUCUGAUUUUGAAAACCUGAAUACAGAAGAAUUUAGCAGUGAGUCAGAUCUUGAAGAAAGCAAAGAGAAAUUGACCCUAUCAAGUUCAUCAGAAGGCAGCACUGUUGAUAUAAGACCAGCAGGCGAAGGAGAACCUGUCGCUUUAGUAGAAGCAGAAGAAAUCAUGGAACCAGAAGCUUGCUUUACAGAAGGGUGUAUAAGAAAGUUCCCAAUUUGUGAUGUCAGUACAUUAGAAGGGAAAGGAAAGCACUGGUGGAACCUCAGGAAGACAUGUUUCCGGAUUGUUGAGCACAACUGGUUUGAGACUUUCAUUAUCUUCAUGAUCUUACUUAGCAGCGGGGCUCUGGCUUUUGAAGACAUUUACAUUGAGCAGAGAAAAACAAUUAAGACCAUGCUGGAAUAUGCGGAUAAAGUGUUCACAUAUAUCUUUAUUCUUGAAAUGCUUCUGAAGUGGGUGGCCUAUGGAUUUGCCAAAUAUUUUACCAAUGCCUGGUGCUGGCUUGAUUUCCUAAUUGUCGAUGUAUCUUUGGUUAGCUUAGUAGCUAAUGCCUUGGGCUACUCAGAACUAGGGGCUAUUAAGUCCCUUAGGACACUAAGGGCAUUGAGACCUCUGAGGGCCCUGUCACGGUUUGAAGGGAUGAGGGUGGUUGUUAAUGCCUUAAUAGGUGCCAUACCCUCCAUCAUGAACGUCCUGCUGGUUUGUCUAAUUUUUUGGCUAAUUUUCAGCAUUAUGGGAGUGAACAUGUUUUCUGGAAAAUAUGGCUACUGCUUUAAUAUGACUUCGGAAGAAUAUUUUUCAACUGAUAUAGUUAAUAAUAAAUCAGACUGUUUGGCACUUAUAGCCCAGAAUGAAAGUGCAAGAUGGAAAAAUGUCAAAGUGAACUUUGAUAAUGUUGGCUUUGGCUACCUUUCAUUGCUUCAAGUGGCAACAUUUAAAGGGUGGAUGGACAUUAUGUAUGCUGCAGUUGAUUCACGAAAGGUGGAGCAGCAACCAAAGUAUGAAGACAAUCUGUACAUGUACCUUUACUUUGUUAUUUUUAUCAUCUUCGGAUCAUUCUUCACACUCAAUCUCUUCAUUGGUGUCAUCAUUGAUAAUUUUAAUCAACAGAAAAAGAAGUUCGGAGGUCAGGAUAUCUUCAUGACAGAGGAACAAAAGAAAUAUUAUAAUGCCAUGAAAAAGCUAGGAUCGAAAAAACCACAAAAGCCUGUUCCAAGACCUCAGAACAAAAUUCAAGGUGCAGUCUUUGACUUUGUGUCCAUGCAACCAUUUGACAUCACCAUCAUGGUUCUUAUCUGCCUAAACAUGGUAACAAUGAUGAUUGAAACCGAUGACCAAACUGAAGAAACGGAGAACAAUUUAUACUGGAUUAAUGCAGUCUUCAUUGUGCUUUUUACUGGAGAAUGUGUGCUUAAGCUUGUGUCCCUGCGACAUUAUUACUUCACAAUGGGAUGGAAUAUAUUUGAUUUUGUGGUUGUCAUUCUAUCUAUUGUAGGAAUGUUUUUGGCUGAUUUGAUUGAGAAAUACUUUGUGUCACCAACCCUGUUCAGGGUAAUAAGACUUGCCAGAAUAGGUCGCAUUCUACGUCUUAUCAAAGGAGCAAAGGGGAUUCGUACUUUGCUUUUUGCAUUGAUGAUGUCACUUCCUGCAUUGUUCAACAUAGGUUUAUUGCUUUUCCUUGUCAUGUUCAUUUACGCCAUCUUUGGAAUGUCCAAUUUUGCUUAUGUCAAGAAAGAAGCGGGAAUCGAUGAUAUGUUCAAUUUUGAGACGUUUGGCAACAGUAUGAUUUGCUUAUUUAUGAUCACAACUUCAGCUGGGUGGGAUGGUCUGUUGGCACCAAUUCUUAACAGUGGAGAACCAGACUGUAACCCAAAUGCAGAACAUCCAGGGAGUUCUGUCAGAGGUGAUUGUGGUAACCCCUCUGUUGGGAUCUUCUUCUUUGUUAGUUAUAUUAUCAUAUCAUUUUUAGUGGUGGUAAACAUGUACAUUGCUGUCAUUUUGGAGAAUUUUGGUGUUGCUACUGAGGAAAGUGCAGAACCUCUAGGAGAGGAUGACUUUGAAAUGUUCUAUGAAGUUUGGGAAAAGUUUGACCCAGAUGCAACACAGUUUAUUCAAUACAGUAAAUUGACUAAUUUUGCUGAUGCACUGGAUCCACCGCUUCGUAUACCUAAACCAAACAAUGUACAGCUUAUUGCAAUGGAUCUUCCCAUGGUAAGCGGUGACCGAAUUCACUGCCUCGACAUCCUUUUCGCCUUCACAAAGCGUGUGUUGGGUGAAGGUGAUGAGAUGGAUAAUCUCCGCCAGCCAAUGGAAGAAAGGUUUAUGGCUUCCAAUCCUUCCAAAGUCUCAUACGAACCAAUUACAUCAACGUUACGGAGAAAACAAGAGGAACUGUCUGCUCUUAUUAUCCAACGAGCUUUCCGUACUUACCUUCUGAAGAAAUCCAUAAAACGUGCUUCCUUUAUGUUCAAGGGCAAAGAUGCAGACAGUAUAAUAACACGCAAAGACAUGUUAAGUGACCGACUCAAUGGAAACUCCACCACAGAUAAAGUAGACAUCACUCCCUCCACAACUUCUCCCCCAUCCUAUGACAGUGUUACAAAACCAGACAAAGAAAAACACGAAAAGGACAAAAUAGAGAAAGAAGACAGGGGGAAAGACGUCAGGGAGCGUAAAAAGUAGGUUUUAUGUGGCAAACUGUUUACAGCCUGUGAACAUUCUUUAUGUCAGCAGGACUCCUUUCAGAGAUUUAUGCCAAACUGACAGUUCUUAAAAAUUAUGUACUUUUGGUCAGUGCCUACAAUACGACAGUGACCCCCUGUCAGAAACGGACUACGAAGGACACUCUCUCUCUCUCUCAACCUUGACUGGAGGUUACUGUUUUAACCACUUCACUGCUCUAGAGGCUCGCAAGGUAUCGAACGGGUGCUUUGCUGGCCCCUGCAAAAGUAAAUGGGUUAAUUUCCCAGCUGACACUGCUGAAGAGGAUAGUCCAAAUGGCUACUCAGACUGUGCGGAAUGGGGACCAUUUUGUGGGAUACAAACCUAUUGUUUUUUUUUGUGUGUUGAACACUUUAGUAAACUACUUGUAUCCACUAUUUGCAUUUCAACUGCCAUAUUUGCCAUAUGUUUACAAGUUCUAUGUUUAUGGAUUCAUCGUUUUUUUGAAUUCAUAGGUUCUCUACAAUUAUAUGCGACUAUUUUUGUAAAUGGGUUUUAUGUUGGGAAGGAGCUGAUAAUUACCACUUCAAAAGGUAUGAGGACCAGGUGUUCUUCAAUAUCUUUCUCUAUAAGCAUAUAUGAAGAAAACUGAUUGCAUGAAAAGCAUGCCAGGCUCAUAGGUCAUGCAUGGGAAAAAAAUAUUAAAAAAAUAGAAUUACAAAAAAAAAUUCAUUAUCAUGUGACACUUAUUGUUGGGGUGCUUAAUUGUUCAUGCUGUGUCACAUAAGAAAAAUAAAAUGUGCCUGUUUUGUCCCUUGGAAGUCCCACAUCAGAGGACAGAUGGAUUCACCUUUUAUGCAACCACCAGUCACAGUUCAGUAAGGUUUUAGUGCCUGGAGGCAUCAAUUAUAUAUAAUAUUACUUUAACCGGUUGCACAGGUUAACUCCCCAAAAAAUACAGUUCGUUUUAGGCUUUCUCCUGCAUUGUUACGAUUAUUUUGGCCAUCUUCAGCUUGUCAGCGAGGUUGACAUUGUACAAGCCAAUGGAAAUGCCUAUGUUAUGGUAUGUAAAUAGUUACUUUACUAUGUGGUGGAUGUUUGAGCAAGAAAAUAAUGGUUUGGGCACAGUAUUUAUUGCAUCAAAUAUGUACCACAAUAUGUGUAGUUUGCAAGCUUUUGGAAACUAAAAAAAAAUUAUAGAAUUAUUCUGUACCAAUAUAAAUAGUUUGGACGCUAUCACAGGUGCAUGUUUGUAUUGCCAGGGCUGCUUAUGAUAUUUUCUUUCUCCCACUGUCCAGCAGUAUAUUAUGGAAAGCCAUAUGUCAAUGGUUCGGUAAGACAUAAAAGACCUCAUUUCAUUAUUAACGUCUUUGCUGCUGCUCUGCAGUCUUAAAAUGGUUAAGCAAUAGUUUGCAGCUAUUUCUGUUUGCUCUUUUUUUUAUUUUUAUUUUAGUUUCCGUGGUAUUUAUUUUGUCGUAUUUCGUAUUAAUCCAGAUUUUCGAUUGGAUAAGUUGCAAAACUGCAUUAAAGGAUACAGAGUUUUUAAUAAAAUAAAAAAAACUAAAUCUAUAAAUACUGUAAAUAUUCAUUUAGCUUUAUUUUUCAGCAUUUUGUACAUAAGAGGAGAGAUGAAAAAAAAAAUUAAACUUCAGGGGUUAAUGUUGUGGUCACUUUUGUUACUUGCCCGUGCUUAGCGCUAUUAAAUUGGAGAUCUUUGCAAAUAAAAAUGACAAAGAGUUGUAAAUUUGCUAUUUUAUUAGAAUAACUUUUUUUUUUUAUUAUUUGGUGCACAUGCUGAUUGUGGAAUCAAAAAUGUAUAAGAUCUGGGACCACAGCUCGCACAAUGAAAACACAUGUAUAUUGGUGACAAAUAGAUAACAACAGAGAAAAAAAUAUAUAUAUACAGGUAGUGUAAGAAAUGCCUGCAUCAGGGAUUUAACUUUUUCAGUGCCAGAUUUCCCAGAAAUGCUUCACCAGUAAGUAAGUAAUUUCAGGAAGUGCUAGCUGAAAGUGUUAAAUAUGUUUCUAUUUUCUGUUUGCUUUACAUAAGGCUUAGACAUGUUGUUGCUUUCUGGCUGCUGCAAUACAGUGCAAAACGUAGGGUGCUGGAAGUGGCUGUUUUGUGGGUGGAGUUGGCAGUCAAGGAAAUGUAGGCUACUAAUGUACUCAGUAAUGCUGAUGUCACUGAUGACCCUUUUCCAUCAGUCUUAUAUAUGGCUGAAUGAAGGCCUUCAUUGAUAUCAGUGGUUCUUGUAACUGGUGGGAAGCAUUGUCACGAUUGAGCACACAAAACCAUUUUCCUCAGUGAUCUCUAAAGUGCCUAAUGGAUUUGUAAUCUACAUUCUUUGAAAUAGUGGUAAAAGGAAGUCCGGACCUAUGUUGUGAUGUUCUUUAAAUAGACCUAAACGGUGAAAAUACAUGAUUGCAACUAUUGUUGUUACUUCAAUGCAUCUAAGUGAAGCAACUCCUAAAUGCAACUUAAAAACAUGUAAAAAAAAAACAACUAAAAACUAUUGUUUUGAGCCUACAGCUCAUAUGAAGACUUAUGUGUCUCCACAAUAACAGACUACCUCUGUAAUUUAAUCCUUUCCAUCUCUUACACACACACAAAGUAGCUGAGCACUAAGUAGAAGACAGAUGGAUGGGCAUACGAAAGGUUCAGACUACACUGGGUCUCUUUGUAGUCUGUAUCCAUGGAAACAAAGAUAACUGAGUAAAGGGGCUGUAGGCGCAAAAUAGUAGGCAGUUUUUAAUCAAAACUAUUUGCAAAGUAGCUUCAAUAUUUAAUUUUUGUGUUUUGAGACAACACAAAAAUGGGUUGCAAUGGUGGACACCCUCUUUAAGACUUCUGUGACGUUUGCUUCUUAAUAGUUGGCAUUCCUACGAUCUAAGCCUUCACUGUGUUAGGCUGCAUUCACUCCAUGUUUUGUUCAUACGGUCACCGGAUCCCAGCCGGACCCCGCCCGCAUCUCAUUCAUUUGAAUGAGCUGAACGGAGUCAGAUAAUGACUCCGGUCGGCUUAUUUUUGCCCUGUAGCUGUUUUUUUUUGCCAGACUGAAAACCAUGGUAUGCUACGGUUUUCAGUCCAGCCACAAAACCAGAUAUGGGGCAAAAAUGAGCCAACCGGAGUCAUUAUCUGACUCCGGUUGGCUCAUUCAAAUGAAUGAGAUGUGGGCCGGUCCGGCUGGGAUACGGUGACCGUAUGAACAAAAUGUGAUGUGAAUGCAGCCUAACUCCUUUUCAUACAGACACCGAUACCGCAUUCACGUAAUCGGUGAUACAGUAAGAGGGAAGGCAUAGGUAUUGCAGAUAAAUAACUAAGAAGCCACUGCUGAACUUUUAUAUACCCUUGAAGAUUUCCUUUAAGCCCACAAAAUGUCUUGUAUGUACGCUUUAACGCCUGCACCUUCCAGCAUGUUUCAUCAGCUAUCAGGCUGGUGAAGCAUUUUGGGAUUUGGGUGGAUCAGUCGCCGGUAAGCCACAAGUUGUAUAGGCCUGGUUUACAUUUUCUUUUUGGAGUCAAAAUUACUCAUUCUAUUGUUGUUCAUGCUGCACUGGAAUGUUUUAGCCAAUAUGUGGGAUCCACAUUCUUCAUUUUUUUUUAUUUCCAAAGAAACAUGAAUUUGCUUAUGACACCAUGUUCAAUCUAAGUUCUGUUUUGAACACAUGCAGACGUUUAAUGUAGAAUCCGUUGCUUUCCAGGAAUAAUGACUUGUAGUGUACUGUGAACUGCAUGCAGGAAAAUGCUAUUACCUAAAAUUACAGCUAACUACAUUACAAACAAGCCAAAAGAAUAAAGAUUACAUUUUGUAUUG
Messenger RNA from Hyla sarda, 10122 nucleotides. Its product is annotated as sodium channel protein type 2 subunit alpha-like. The transcript has 27 exons. The record is from RefSeq and is a predicted model, not a curated record. Gene Ontology annotation, cellular component: plasma membrane; axon; voltage-gated sodium channel complex. Bases 233 to 6328 code for a protein of 2031 amino acids. Gene Ontology annotation, biological process: neuronal action potential; sodium ion transmembrane transport; membrane depolarization during action potential. Gene Ontology annotation, molecular function: voltage-gated sodium channel activity; protein binding. NCBI's taxonomy places the organism in Eukaryota, Metazoa, Chordata, Amphibia, Anura, Hylidae.